CUUUCUGUUUGAAAAUUUGCUAAACAUGAAAUAAUUUUCUUGGAUCAUAGUAACGAGAUUUAUUUAUUCAGUAAAUUAAAAUUUUCAAAACUAAUUUUAAAUCAAAUUUCCUUUUUUUUUUUUAUCAAAUUCAAACAAUUUAAGGUAAGCUAUAAUUAUGACACAGAACUGCAGGAAGAUAUAUAAGUCCGAAGGGUGUUGCCGGCGAGAUAAAAACAUGAUAAAAUGUGCCACUGCAGCUAUAAACCAGAUGAAGACGAUGUUCGAUACGGCCUGGUGUCCAAUCAAAGAAAAACCGGAAAAACAUCGGGGAAAGUAUAAUGGUUGUGUAAUAGACCCCGUAUGUAAUAUCAGGGAAUGUCCUUUCCGUGGAACCGGAGUGGCGCCUAAUGUUUUGAAGACAUAUUGCACCAAGAGCAAUGAGAGGACUGGUGGCGGAGUGGCGGAUCGGGACGCCAUGCGGCUGAAUCCGGGAGACGUGGGCCUGCGCGGUGAUCGGGCCACGUUCUCGUUGGGCCGUGACCCUGGCUUGGUGCACUACGACGAAACCACCAGCCACGGCGCGGUGUACUACAACAUGCGGCCAAAUGGGCUUUAUCUGGCUGUGGAUCAAGACGAUGAGCAGGAUGGCGAUAACCCCGGCACGCAGCAGCAGGAGCAGGAUCAAGAUAUGGAUCAUGAUCAGGACCAGGAUUUGGAUCGUGAUCUGGACCAGGAUCAAGAUAUAGAUCCAGACCAGGAACAUGAUAACGAUCAGGACCAGCAGGUGGACGAGUCCGGAGAUCAGCAGUUGGCCAAAGACCGCAAGCAUGUGAUGGAAAAGCUGCCCGCAUCCGUAAAACCUACGCUCGGACCGGUCACCGGACUGCCCGUAAGCGACGAUGAGCACGUGUUCGUUCUGUGGUUGGGCAAGCGGCCGGGCGAACCGGACGAGAAAGCCAGGCUGCAAAUCGAGGUGCGCGUGCCCAAGUGGGUGCCGGAACCGGAGCCGGUACCAUCCGAGACGAUGGUCGUGGAGGUACCGCCGGAAGUGCUGGCGAAAUCCAAGGGUGGUAAGAAGAAGAAGCGCGGCAGCUCCAAGAAGAGUAACAGCUCCAAGAAGAGUGGUGGCUCCAAGAAGAGUGGAAGCUCUAAGAAAUGAUGAAAAGAUUUUACCAUACUAUAAUCAUAAAUCGCAGAAACAGGCGCCCGCGCCGGAUCAGCCAUCGAAGAACACGUGGUGGUCUGAUGGAUGCGUAGCGUGACCGGCGUCCAACGUCCAAGAAACCAAUACCGACGAAGAUGGUCUUAAUGUAACGCAUAAUAUAACAAUCUGUGAAAAGUAUAUAAAAGUACCAAUGUUAUCA
Acyrthosiphon pisum (pea aphid) is the source of this 1346-nucleotide messenger RNA. RefSeq lists its product as uncharacterized. The record is from RefSeq and is a predicted model, not a curated record. Bases 158 to 1141 code for a protein of 327 amino acids. Lineage: Eukaryota; Metazoa; Arthropoda; Insecta; Hemiptera; Aphididae. The transcript has 2 exons.